CGACACUUGAAGAGGCGCAUACAUCCACCAAGAGAAACGCACCCGCUCCUCGCACACGUCGAAGUUCCGCGAACCCGCCGCCUCCCACGAUGAAGCCCAAGACCAAGCAGCACAAGCCCCGCGUGGACGCCGACGUGGCCAUGAGCGACGUCUCGAGACCGAAACGCGCCAAGAAGAGCGACAAGUUUAAAGACUUAAAAAUCGACACGCAGCAACUCAAGGAUAAUGCCGAGCCCGAAGCCGAGAAAGUGGCGCCACCCUCGAGCACUAGCAAGAAGAGACGUCGACGACCAGCGGCGGAGAUUGAUCGCAAAUACAAAUGUACAGUUGCUGAUUGUACCAAGGCUUACGGCUCGGAAGGCUCAUUGAUACACCACCAGAAAGUGAAACAUCCAGAAUUGGCACAAGUAGAAGCACAAGAGAAAAAGGAGACACAGGUCGGGACGUUCUUGUUGCCCCUCCACAAUGCGCCGCGUAACGUGACGAUCCGACCAGCGACGCCUUUGGUGAAGUUUGCUACGGAUCCAGUCCUGCUGCUCAGCAACCAAAGCGCCAAUGAUACCGACGCUAUCGCGUCUCCGUCCGACAUUAUCCCUCCAUCAGCCAAAGCUCCUCGACGCAAUAUGCGCUCGCGUUCCAACUCGGAGCCAGUCACUUUAAUCGACGCCGUGGCUGCCCCCAUGGUUUCUAUCGCAGCUCCGAGCUCUAACCCCAUCAAAAAUCGGACACGAACGCCUCGUAAACCACGUCGAGCUGCCACGCCACACCCUAAAAAACCGGUACCAACCGUUCGACGCGCCAAGAUCCGCUCUAAAUCCGAGUCUCUACCUGAAAUGACCGCCCCAUUUCAACCCCUUGACGAGCUAAAAAUGCCCGUUAAUCGCAGCGACAGCGUUGCAAGCGCUCACGAGGCGAUUUUACCAAUCACCACUAUAGAUUCCGGUGGUCGAGGGUCAUUCGAGUGGCCUCCUGCGUCUACACACCACUCCACGUCACUGUCGAGUGACGAACAAGCCAUCGACAGCGACAUAUUAUCUGUGCUAGCCAACUGUGACGACCUCGAGGAUCCUUCCGUGCUAGACUUCGGUGGCGAACCCGUUUCAACCAGCUCGUAUCAAUCUAAUACGAGCUUUGAGGCCGAGGAUACCGAAAUGUUACCGGUGGGGAUGGAAUGUUUCAAAAUUUCUGAAAAUUCCACUUUACCGACCGAAGAUCCGCACCCUUUUGUAAUGAACGAACCGGAGGCCGAGCUGGGCUUGAAAGCAUUUGCCACACUCACGGACGACUGGGCUAAUGCCUUGCAUCUGUCGACUCAUUUGGAGAAAAUGUCCAUGGCGCAGGUAGAUACGCCACCUUCCAGCUUGGAAUCGUUCGGAGCGGGAGAAGCCACGGUCGGUAGACUGCGGUCAGCAUCAGAUCCGGUUCACAUGGCCGUUCCUAUGCAUCCUGUGGGGUUAACUCACUUUUCGUCAAUGCCUGUGGACGUUUUCGCACCUAAAAGAAGUUUAACCACUGGCGAAGACCUGAUGGAGCAAAAUGCCUCUUUUCAGCAAUGGUUUAGUGUGACGGAACCUGCUAAAACGACGAAUAAUUCGCUCUGGUCAAGUGAAGUCGACAUUGCUACUGCAACCGACUCGCAGCCGACGUCAGCAGCUCUUGAUGAAUUGUUGCAGCAUGAUGACGCAGUGGAAUGGAAAGCUGCGAAUGUUUUCGAGGGCGAUACAGACGUCGACUAUGCGUUAGCUGAUGCUGCAAUUCCGUCGACACUGCUCUAGACGUGACAGGUUACCCGGACAGCCAGCAGACAUUGUGGACUGGCAUAGUGGUUGUUAUAUCAUUUGUCGAAGUUGUAUAGGAUGUUCGCUCCAAAUGUGUAGUGUUUAAACAAAACAAACAUCUAAAACCCUGUGUUUAUACUCGU
Phytophthora nicotianae INRA-310 is the source of this 1921-nucleotide messenger RNA. RefSeq lists its product as hypothetical. Bases 90 to 1775 code for a protein of 561 amino acids. NCBI's taxonomy places the organism in Eukaryota, Oomycota, Peronosporomycetes, Peronosporales, Peronosporaceae. The record is from RefSeq and is a predicted model, not a curated record. The transcript is spliced from 4 exons.